Molecule: messenger RNA, 1811 nt
Organism: Rosa chinensis
Lineage: Eukaryota; Viridiplantae; Streptophyta; Magnoliopsida; Rosales; Rosaceae
Exons: 16
Coding region: 62-1375 (437 amino acids)
Source: RefSeq, a predicted model, not a curated record
GAGAAAAAUUGGUUCCAUUCUGUUGACGAGGUUAGUGCAGUGAGUGUGGGUUGUGUUGUGAAUGUCGACGGAGAUGAGGAAAGAUAAGCAAGUAGAUGAAAACAGCAGCCAGGAAGAGUUGGACAAAGGCGUCUCUUUGACUUCCACCAGGUUCUCUUCUCGCAACACUUCCUCCAAAUACGACUUUGUCAAGGUGAAGGUGUGGCUGGGAGAUAAUGCGGAUCACUACUACGUGCUUUCCAGGUUUCUGCUCAGCCGAAUGUUAACUGUCACCAAGAUCCCAAAUUAUGUAGCUAUUAAAAUCGCUCUGGAGCUCAAGAAGCUGCUAAUAGACAACAGCCUUCUAGAUGUUUCCCAGUCUGAUUUGGAAGCCAAUCUCUUUAAGCUUAUGGAACGAAGGGGUUAUGGCGAAGAGUACAUAAGUCGUUACAAGAUGAUGACCAGAUUUCAUCAUCAAAGAGUGCCGUUAGUUAUUCUUGUCUGUGGAACUGCAUGUGUUGGGAAGUCAACCAUUGCUACCCAACUCGCACAAAGGCUAAAUUUGCCCAAUGUCUUGCAGACAGAUAUGGUGUACGAAUUACUGCGCACAUCAACAGAUGCACCAUUGACAUCUACUCCUGUUUGGGCACGAGACUUCAGCUCCUCUGAGGAGUUAAUUACUGAAUUUUGCAGGGAAUGCAGGAUUGUUCGUAAAGGAUUGGCUGGUGAUUUGAAGAAAGCAAUGAAAGAUGGAAAGCCAAUAAUAAUAGAGGGAAUACAUUUGGAUCCAAGCAUUUAUUUAAUGGAUGAUGAAAAUAAAACACGAGCUGAUGUGCAAGAGAAAACUCCGGAGGCAAACCAUCUUGCAGCAAAUGAUUCAAAAACACAGAUGGGAAAUGAUUCUCUAAUAUAUACCAAGCAUGUCAACUCUAAAGAAGGGACACUAAAUAACAAAGUCAACAAUGUCUCAGAUUACCUGGAAGCUAUUAACCUUGCUGGAAGUUUGUCUGAUAAAAAAGGUGAAAAUCUUAGUGGUGAAGAGACAAACAAAAAUUCUCUUGUUAAGAAAGAGAAGUCCGGUCCGGAACCAAUAAUUAUACCUAUAGUUCUGAAGAUGGCUGAAUUUGAUCAUAAGGCUUUGCUAGAGGAGGAGAUCUCAACACGAACAUUUAGUGAUAAAUGUCUAAUCCAGGAUAAAGAUAAACUAAUAAGCAACUUAAAGAUCAUCCAGGACUAUCUUUGCUCAUUCAAUUCUCAGGGAUUGACAGUAGUCAAUAUAUCAGCAACAACAUUCCCACAAACAUUGGAUUGGCUGCAUGGAUAUCUUCUUGAGUGUAUUGAGCAUGGUAUUUCAUCUGUGUCCAACGAAAAUAGUAGGCGGCCUGCGGAAAAGUAGAUUGCAUUCAGGAUUUAGCUCAAGGCAGGUAUUGAAUGAGAUUAGAGGUACCUUUGUUAUGGUUUACAACGGAUUAGUUAAGAAAACCAGCAAGGGGUAUGUAUGGAGGCAAGCCAAUUGGAUAACUAAUUAGAUCAGUGUCAUUGAACAAAAUGGAGAACAACUUGCUCAAAUCUUUCAAGGGAAAAUGUGAAACUAAGUUCUAUCUCCAUGCAUUCUGACUACUAUCCAGAGAUUGUAUAGUCAAAUGACACCGAUCAAGAUUGAGCUCUUCAAUAUGGGAUAACCAAAUGACGAAUGAGGGGUUCUGGAAACUUGCUGGCAUGUAAAUUCGGUUAUUAAAUUGUUGUGUCUGUAGUGUGUACAGGGUUUUCAAGACUAAUUUGUUUGAACAGAGACCAUUUAAAGUGUCUGAAGACUAAUGUGCUUUUACAAA